CAGUUCCUUUCACUUAACGAACACGUUGUCUGUGGGAAACCAUUAUUUCUCGAUAAGUACGAAAGGUGGAAUAAUGUCUGAACUUCCCGAAGGCGUUCUCUUCUGUAUGGGGAAUCCUCUCCUGGACAUCAGCGCCGAGGUGGAUAAAUCAUUUUUGGAAAGGUUCGGACUCAAGGCAAACGAUGCAAUUCUGGCCGAAGAGAAGCAUGUUCCCAUGUACAGGGAAUUGCAAGGCAAGACAGACGUAGACUACGUUGCCGGUGGAGCUACUCAGAACACCUGCAGGGUUUUCCAAUGGGUCGUCCGCCAGAGGGAUCGUUGUGUUUACAUGGGCUGCAUCGGGAAGGAUGAGUUUGGGAAUAUCCUGGCGGAGAAAGCUCGUGAAGCCGGCGUCAACGUCCGCUACCAGAUCAAUGAGACUACUCCUACCGGAACUUGUGCCGUUCUGUUGACCGACGGUGGAACUCAUCGAUCGCUAUGCGCCAAUUUGGCUGCCGCGAAUUGUUUCACUUUAGAUCAUCUCCUCAAAGAGGACAAUUUGAAGCUCAUGGAAAACGCUCAGUAUUACUAUAUAUCUGGAUUCUUCUUGACAGUGAGCGUGGACUCUAUGCUUCAUGUUGGGAAACACGCCACCGCCAAGGGCAAGCCGUUCUGCAUGAAUCUGUCUGCACCGUUCCUUUGUGGAGUAUUCUCGACGCAGAUGAUGUCGGUGAUGCCCUACGUCGACAUACUUUUCGGCAACGAGAGCGAGGCGGCGGAGCUAGCGAAAGCCCAGGGUUGGCCUAGCGACUGCACGAAGGAAAUUGCCAAGCGUGCAGAGAAGCUGCCCAAGGAAUCCGGAUCCCGGUUGGUUGUCUUCACGCAGGGUUGCGAUCCUGUCAUUGUUAUACAGAACGGUGCGGUAACGGAGUACCCUGUCGAAAGAAUUCCCAAGGAGGACAUCAUAGAUACCAACGGAGCCGGAGAUUCCUUCGUGGGAGGCUUCCUGGCUGGAUACGUCCAGGUUCAAAAAACCAUCGCCGAGUGCGUGGCUCUCGGGGUCAAGUGCGCAAGUAUGAUGAUCCGACAAUCGGGAUGCUCAUUGCCAGACCGCAAAUCAUACGAAAACGCUCUUGGCUUCUGAGAGCUCAUCCUGUGAGUGUCUGACGGGAAAAGGGAUCGAUGCGAAUUUUGUAAGCUUCUGACUCCGCAUUCUCGAAGCGUCAGCACAUCGGGACCCAGAAACUUGCACAAGGAGACUGCAUCUGUUUUACUUACCACCGGCACGGCUGUUGCUCAAAUCGCUUCGAUUCGGGAUUGGUUGGGUGUUAUUCGUCACCUUGCCCUAGCGGGAGUAUUCGACGGGUCGGAGGAGAGAUAUAAAGAAAGUUUUCUACGAUAAUA
Galendromus occidentalis (western predatory mite) is the source of this 1383-nucleotide messenger RNA. It is a transcript of the gene Adk2, whose product is annotated as Adenosine kinase 2. The transcript has 9 exons. The record is from RefSeq and is a predicted model, not a curated record. Gene Ontology annotation, cellular component: nucleus; cytosol. Gene Ontology annotation, biological process: purine nucleobase metabolic process; purine ribonucleoside salvage. NCBI's taxonomy places the organism in Eukaryota, Metazoa, Arthropoda, Arachnida, Mesostigmata, Phytoseiidae. The coding region runs from base 74 to 1123 and encodes 349 amino acids. Gene Ontology annotation, molecular function: adenosine kinase activity.